UGAAAACCUCUCCGUCUGUUUAUAUGCAGGACAAAAGUUUUGAUUUUAUAUUGCUUAACUGCUUCAGACACAGUCACGUCUCCGGUAAUUGAAAACCGCAAGACGGUUAGGUUCUUAUUAAACGACCCACAAAGCAAGAAAACUGGCCCCUCCACUGCCUGUCACCAUGCCCGCCCUGCUGGAGAGACCCAAGCUGUCCAACGCGAUGGCCAGAGCCCUCCACAAACACAUCAUGAGGGAGAGGGAGCGCAAGAGACAAGAGGAGGAAGAGGUGGACAAAAUGAUGGAGCAGAAGAUGAAGGAGGAGGAAGAAAGGAAGAGGACAAAAGAAAUAGAGGAGAGGAUGUCUUUGGAGGAAACCAAAGAACAGGUAAUGAAGAUGGGGGAAAAACUUCAGGGUCUUCAAGAAGAGAAACACCAGCUCUUCCUACAGCUCAAGAAAGUGCUUCAUGAAGAGGAAAAGAGACGCAGAAAGGAGCAGAGUGAUAUCACAACAUUGACAUCAGCCAGCUACCAAUCCAGCCUGCCCAUGCAUGCAGGGCAGCACCUCCUCAGCAUUCAAGGCAGUCCAGUGAGCCACAGUCGGCCUGGCGCACUGCUUGGAGAACGAAACAAACAGCUGUUCCCAGCUGCUGUGAUUCCAGCACGUCACUAUCAGACGCCGGGGUUCAGCUCAGGCUCAGCAGAGCACGGACAGUUCAGCGGAGGCCAGGGGGUCCACGAACCCUAUGGGGUGGCUCAGUCCCAGCAUCCCUCCACUUACGCCCCUGGACCAUCUGUACCUGUCAGCUUUGCUAGCAGCUCUCAGAUCAGAGGUGCAUCUGCGUUUCCGGGGAUGCAGUACCUCCCCCACCAGCAGCCCGGCUACCCCGUCCACAAUCACUUCACCUCCCAGCCUGGAUACAUUCCUGGAGCAGGAAUACCCCUCCAGAAGCAGCUGGAACAUGCCAACCAACAGUCAGGCUUUACUGAUGCUGGUGCUUUAAGGCCUAUGCACCCACCAGCCAUGCAUCCUUCUGCUCCAGGACUUCUGCCCACACCAUCGAUGGCAGUGCAGAUUCCCACUGCAAAGUCCCCGUUCCAGAGCUCUCCUCAGGGUGCUCCUCGCCACAGCUUCCUCUCCCACAGCCAGAGCGGGCCGAGGUUCUACCACCAUGGCAAGUAACUUGCAGCCACCUUUACCUUCAUUUUGGCGCUGAGAUUUCACAGCCUCGUUCAAGAUUCUGGAUUCGACUUCUUGAAACUAAUGUCAUUAGGCUGGAUUACGCCAUGUGAUUGGUUUUAUUUCCUGUAUAGUAUCUCGUUUUGAGCUUUGUAUACACUUUGUUAAUGAGUGAUGAGCAGUCCUCAUGCUUCUGAUUGUUCACAUAACUUCAAAUGCUGUUCAUUUGUAAAAUAUAUUAUUUUACCUACACUGUAAAGCCAUCUGGAGGUGCUUAUGUGCACUACAAUGUUAAUAUCUUGUAUAAAGCAACAGUGCAUGAACCAGAGCUGCUUCUUUGUCUACUAACAUUCAUAAUUACGACAUCAGUGGAGGGUUUACUGUCUCUGCGGUGACUUCGCUCGAGUGAAGGUAAACAUUCAGCAUCACGUAGUAGUUGAAUUUCGAAUACAUGGAUUUAAAUGCCAUGUUUCUGCUGAGAUCACACACACACACCGAUGAACACUACGAAAGCUGAAACACAUUGAUGUAACUGAAAGAUUUCAAUGUGUUGCUGACUCCUGGUUAAUCACAUUGGACCUGGAAGACCAUUUUUCUGACAGAAUUAUGGAGUUUAGCAUAAAUGAAGUAUAAGUCUCUGUUGUUUUCAAAGUUUUUAUGUUACUAAAUAAAACGAUAAGCAA
Chelmon rostratus (copperband butterflyfish) is the source of this 1845-nucleotide messenger RNA. RefSeq names its product G protein pathway suppressor 2 (gene gps2). Lineage: Eukaryota; Metazoa; Chordata; Actinopteri; Chaetodontiformes; Chaetodontidae. The record is from RefSeq and is a predicted model, not a curated record. Gene Ontology annotation, biological process: regulation of transcription by RNA polymerase II. The transcript has 11 exons. Bases 167 to 1165 code for a protein of 332 amino acids. Gene Ontology annotation, molecular function: transcription coregulator activity. Gene Ontology annotation, cellular component: transcription regulator complex.